Molecule: messenger RNA, 444 nt
Organism: Debaryomyces fabryi
Lineage: Eukaryota; Fungi; Ascomycota; Pichiomycetes; Serinales; Debaryomycetaceae
Exons: 1
Cellular component (GO): intracellular anatomical structure
Molecular function (GO): oxidoreductase activity, acting on NAD(P)H, oxygen as acceptor
Source: RefSeq, a predicted model, not a curated record
AUGCUCGGUUUAGAAAAACAAGAAUACCCUAAAAUCUCUACUCUUCCAGCAAGGAAAAAUCUUGAGAAUGGAGUACACGGAAAAAUAUUGGUUAUCACAGGGGCCACAACAGGAAUUGGUGCGGCUGUUGCUCGAGGUACUUUAGAAGCCGGUGCAAAAUCUGUUUACAAUUUAGACUUGAGAGAACCAUCUAAAAGCCAAGCAGAUGAAUUUGAAUCCUUGCAAGAAGACUAUCCCAAUCAAGCCCAUUACCUUUUUGGUGAUGUCACUAAUACUGAGACCCUCAAGAAAGCAUUCCAAGCCAUUGUAUUGAAGGAAGGUGGUAUUGAUGGAGUUGUUGCUAAUGCUGGUAUCACAAAGAGAAAAGGUUCUCUUGAGUACACAGAAGAAGAAUGGGACUCAAUUAUUGCAGUUAACUUAAAAGGUACUAUUAACACAUGCAUG